Acaulospora colombiana is the source of this 1851-nucleotide messenger RNA. The record is from the annotation of a GenBank genome assembly. NCBI's taxonomy places the organism in Eukaryota, Fungi, Glomeromycota, Glomeromycetes, Diversisporales, Acaulosporaceae.
AUGUCAUUCACUCAAAAAAUAGACUAUGAUGGAAAUGUGACGUUAUCAAAAUUUUAUUCAUUUAGUUAUCAUUAUAUCUCAUCUGCACAACCUUCAUCCCCGCGCGGUAAAAUCAUCUCUUCGCUUUCGCAGAAUGCACCUAAAGGUUACAUAGAUAUCACGAGCACAUGCUCUUUAAUAUCACUCAAUCUCGUUAAGUCGCAUGAUCUCGAAGGCUUGGUGAAAAGAAGUUGGGAUCAAAGAAGUCCCACUUUAAAAGAAUCAUCCCGAGUCAAAAAGAGACAACUAUUAUCGUUAAAAUCUAGAUUUCACUCGGGGAAGCGACAACCCUUUUUCAAUUCAAAGUCAAUCGUUUCAAAACGAACCAAAAGGAAAAGUGAGGAAUAUUGGAUAAAUCUUGAAAAUAAUAGCAUCUUUUACAAGAGUGAUCACGAAGAUCAAGAGCAUGACGGUAACAAAGAAUCCAAUGAACUCAGAAAUGGGGGAGCCGAAGCUCAUAGGGGCGGGAAAAAUGAUACCCAAAUUUUGACACUAUUGGACAAACACAAGAAUCUGGAGAUUGUCGGGACACUUUACGUACGUGUGCUUAUAGGUCCCGAAGAAGAGGAAGAAGAGUGGGAACCCUUGUACAUGGUGGUUGUCAAAAAUAUGGACGAACUAGGGGUUGGGGAAUUAGAUAAUAUUCCAGGCUCGGAAAUGGCAGAGUUCAGGCUGGGAACGGAUUAUUUACAAGACAUAGACGUUGAUAACAUUUGCUAUUCGUAUCUUCCAAAACUAUUGUUUGAAAAUGGGGUUUCCAUUAGUUUGUUUGACGUUAAAAAAGCUGAUGCCGUAAGUGGAAAAGGUUAUGGAAACAUCGAGAGGUCAUCGGAAAGUAGCAAUAGCGAAUCAGAGGAAGAGUUGAAUUCGGUAAACAGCAAUGCUAUUAAGAUCAAAUCCGAAACUAAGGAUGAUCUCAACAUUGUCGAUACCGAGAAUUUUGCAAAACCUGAAAAACCUGAUCAAAUAAUUACGCGAUCAAAUUCUUUAUCACAAUCUCCAAUUACUACUUCUACUGUGGUUAAGAAUGAGGAAGAGUCUCAACCCGAUUCCCCCCAAAAUUUAAUUGAUCCCCGUGAGGGACCAUUGGAGGAGAAUAGAGAGGACUUAUCUCGGAGUCCCUUGACAAUAUCAUCGUCAUUUGAAAUUUCAAAUGGAUCAUAUAAUGCGGAAGAACCUAAACCCGCCAAACCAACGAUCCAACCGGAUAAGAAGAUAUUCGAAUCUGAAACCCCAAACAAUACCAAUUACUCUCACGCUGUUAUAAUACAGCCGAAUUGGGUUGGCAUGCCCCUCGCCAUUGUCAUGCAUCACUUGCUAUCUAAUGUUUCUACCUCGAACAAAUUUCUUAUUUCAUCCAUCGGAGUCCAGCAACCUAUAAUGGAUGCGUACAAAUUCCCACGGGAGACGGUCGGAACCCAAACUUGCUUUUCUAAUGAAGGUGCCCGAUUACAGGUAUCGCAAUCCACAGUAUCCACACAAACAACCACUAUAAUGGACGGUCCCGUGGCGAUGCCACAGUCUCAGGCUUUAAAGGUUUCACAAUCAACUCAGACUCUCCCACAACCUUCACGAUCAACUCAAACCCUCAAAGUUUCACAAACUUCACAGUCAAUCCAGACUUCGGAAGUUUCUCAACUUUCGAAAGAAUGUCAAACUCGGUCAUCAGAUAUGGUUUCAGUUAAAGUUCAGGCAUCACCCGUCACUCCUAUCUUUUCUCCUCCGCCAGAAGUAUCCGAGGCAUCUAAUUCAACACAAAGGAAGGAGUUCGAGGUUAAGAAAAAGGCCGAGAAAACAAAACAUCAAGAGUGA